AACCGAGAGAGGCUUGACUGUGGACCUGCAAGGAGACAUUUGAAUUCGGGCUCAGCUUCAGCACGUCCUGACGUGACGGACCUCUUUUUGGGAAGAGAAAAGAAGAUUUCCUCUCCCAGAUACGAUGAGGCAAUGGGGAUUACCGGCAAAGGCCAGAUCGGUCAGUUUUCCUGCACCGAAAUUGCCUCCAGAGUUGACUCCGGUUCGGCAGUGUGGAAAUAUGUCGCAAUUUCUGUGAUUGAAUUCGAGUGUUCGAAAGCGACUCAGCAAGUGAGGAACUUUUAG
This is a messenger RNA of Protopolystoma xenopodis, 285 nucleotides long. Lineage: Eukaryota; Metazoa; Platyhelminthes; Monogenea; Polystomatidea; Polystomatidae. The record is from the annotation of a GenBank genome assembly.